Ornithorhynchus anatinus (platypus) is the source of this 2091-nucleotide messenger RNA. Its product is annotated as UDP-glucuronosyltransferase 3A2-like. Gene Ontology annotation, molecular function: UDP-glycosyltransferase activity. The transcript has 7 exons. Bases 166 to 1746 code for a protein of 526 amino acids. The record is from RefSeq and is a predicted model, not a curated record. Lineage: Eukaryota; Metazoa; Chordata; Mammalia; Monotremata; Ornithorhynchidae.
GGAGGUUUGGAGGGAGGGACCAGCCAGCAGCCCCCUCCCCCAUCAUCUCCCCGCGGGCUCGCACGAAGACCGGUCCUGGGCUCUUGGAGAGCUGGGUCCCGGCUCGACUGGCGGGGGUGGCAGGGGGUGGCAGAGGGUCUCAGGGGGUCGCAGGGUGGGGGGGCCAUGGCGGGACAGGGGUCGCCGCUGCUGCUUCUCGCCUGCCUCCUCCUGCCAGGACUGCGACUCUGCCAGGGAGCCAAGCUCCUGACCCUCUCCUUCCUAGGGGGUAGCCAUUUCCUUCUGAUGGACGAGAUUUCUCAGCUUCUUCAGGAGCACGGUCAUGAAGUGAGGAUGCUGCAACAGGAAGGACUCACUUUGAUUCCAGGUUUAAAGUCUAAGAGGUCCGGAACGUACCAAAUUACAACUUGGUCUUCCAGUGAGGACUAUAAAAGAAAGUACUUAAAAGAUUUUGAGGACUACCAAGAAGAUUUUCUGCAGGGCAGAAAUUACUUUAGCCGUUUUUUGGAGUUUAUGGGGCAUCUUGCCACCCAGUGCAGUUUCAUCUUAAACAACUCGGAUGUCUUGGACUUCCUUAAGAACCAGAAACUGGACCUGCUGGUCCUGGAUGCCUUUGAUCCUUGCACCUUCCUGAUUGCUGAGAAAAUCGGGCGUCCCUCCGUCGCCAUCCUGUCCACCUCGUUCAACUACCUCCCGGUUUGGCAUCCCAGCCCGCUGUCUUACGUGCCCGUUCAACAUUCCUCCUUAACCGACCGUAUGGGAUUCUGGGGGAGAGUGAAGAACUGCCUGAUGUUCCUUUCUUUCCCUGUGACACAACGUCAGAUCCAGGCUCAGUUUGACGAAGUCAUUAAGGAACAUUUCCCAUCAGGGGCCAGACCUUCGCUGCCAGAUCUUUACCGAAAACCAGAGCUGUGGAUGGUUAAUUCUGACUUUUCUUUUGAGUUUACUCAGCCUCUUCUUCCAAACACGGUUUAUAUUGGAGGCCUAAUGGCAAAACCUGGCAAACCAUUACCUCAGGAAUUUGAAGACUUCAUAGCCAGCUCUGGAGAAGCUGGCUUCAUCCUUGUGACCCUGGGUUCCAUGGUUGCUUCUUUCCGGGUCUUGGAAGUCAUGAAGGAGAUGAACGCUGGGUUUGCGCUCCUUCCCCAGGCGGUCAUUUGGAGAUUCCAGCUUUCCCAAUGGCCUAAAGAGGUUCCGUUGGCCACCAACGUGAAGAUUGUGGAGUGGCUCCCCCAGAAUGAUCUACUAGCUCAUCCAAAGGCCAAACUUCUCGUGACUCACGGUGGGAUCAACAGCGUGAUGGAGGCCAUCCACCACGGGGUCCCCAUGGUGGGCAUCCCGCUCUUCGGAGACCAGUUCGACAACAUGGUCCGCGUGGAGGCCAAGACCCUGGGGGUCACCGUCCCGGUAACGCAGCUGAAGGCAGAGAUGUUUGCCCACACGAUGAAACGAGUCAUAGAAGACAGGAGGUAUAAAUCCUCAGCGGUGGCGGCAAGUACGAUCAGGCGCUCCCACCCGUUCCCGCCCGCCCAGCGGCUGGUGGGCUGGAUCGACCACAUCCUGCAGACGGGCGGUGGGGACCACCUCCGGCCCUUCGCUUUCCAGCAGCCCUGGUACGAGCAGUACAUGCUGGACGUCAUCUCCUUCCUUGUGGCGCUCACCCUGGCCUCCGGGUUCCUCUGUGUGAUGCUGGGGAGAGUGGCCCGCCGCCGGCUGUGUGGACUCAGGAAGCUCAAACAGACGUGACUAGGAAAACCACCAGGCGAGAGGCCAAGUGGCCACGGAAAAAGACGCAUUGGCCAACCGUCAACCUUGACCUUCUCAUCGGACGCGCUCCUGAGUGGUCUGGUCUUGUCACUGGCUUUUCCCUUCCAGUCCCGACCGUUCGGUACCCUCUGCUCUCUCCCUCGGCCAGGUCUCUGUCCUGACCGCGUUUCUCCCCCACUCAGAGCUCACCAGGAAUCCCCCAGGAUCAACCACCCUAGAGCCAAUGCUCGUUCCACCAAACUACUCCAAUCCCUUCCCAAUUCUCUCCUCAUCUCCCUGGGCACUUCCAGUAAUCUGGUCAAUUAAACUUUCUUCUAGACCUGA